Molecule: messenger RNA, 3412 nt
Organism: Physeter macrocephalus (sperm whale)
Lineage: Eukaryota; Metazoa; Chordata; Mammalia; Artiodactyla; Physeteridae
Gene: XPO4
Product: exportin 4
Exons: 22
Coding region: 14-3391 (1125 amino acids)
Biological process (GO): protein export from nucleus
Cellular component (GO): nuclear pore; cytoplasm
Molecular function (GO): nuclear export signal receptor activity
Source: RefSeq, a predicted model, not a curated record
GGCACCACCUUCCAUGGUUAACACUGAGCAGCGCCAGCAUGCUGAGCAUAUAUUCUUAUCAUUUAGGAAAUCAAAAUCACCAUUUGCAGUUUGCAAGCAUAUUUUGGAAACGAGUAAGGUAGACUACGUCCUCUUUCAAGCUGCCACAGCCGUCAUGGAGGCUGUUGUCCGCGAGUGGAUCCUCCUGGAGAGAGGGAGCGUCGAGUCACUGCGCACAUUCCUCUUAACCUACGUCUUACAGAGGCCUCACCUCCAAAAGUAUGUUCGGGAACAGAUUCUAUUAGCAGUAGCAGUAAUUGUAAAACGAGGAUCAUUAGAUAAAUCAAUUGACUGCAAAAGCAUUUUUCAUGAAGUCAGCCAGUUGAUAAGUAGUGGCAACCCCACUGUGCAAACUCUGGCCUGUUCUAUUCUAACUGCACUAUUGAGUGAAUUCUCAAGUUCAAGUAAAACUAGCAACAUUGGACUGAGUAUGGAGUUCCACGGCAACUGCAAAAGAAUUUUUCAGGAAGAAGACCUCCGUCAGAUCUUCCUGCUGACGGUGGAAGUCCUGCAGGAAUUCAGCAGGCGGGAGCACCUCAGCGCCCAGAUGUCAUCCGUGUUCCAGCGCUACCUGGCCCUCGCCAACCAAGUCCUGAGCUGGAACUUCCUUCCUCCAAACUUGGGCAGACAUUAUAUAGCCAUGUUUGAGUCCUCGCAAAAUGUGCUCCUGAAGCCCACGGAGUCCUGGCGGGAGGCGCUUCUGGACGGCAGGGUCAUGGAGCUUUUCUUUACCGUACAUCGAAAAAUCAGAGAAGAUUCCGACAUGGCACAAGACUCCCUGCAGUGCCUCGCCCAGUUAGCUUCUCUUCACGGACCCAUCUUCCCCGACGAAGGGUCCCAAGUGGAUUAUCUCGCACACUUCAUUGAGGGCUUACUGAAUACCAUCAAUGGAAUUGAGAUAGAAGAUUCUGAAGCCGUGGGGAUCUCCAGCAUCAUCAGCAACCUGAUAACUGUGUUCCCUCGCAACGUCUUAACCGCCAUUCCAAGCGAGCUCUUCUCGUCCUUUGUGAGCUGCCUGACACACCUCACGUGCUCUUUCGGGCGCAGUGCUGCACUGGAGGAGGUGCUGGACAAAGACGACAUGGUGUACAUGGAAGCGUAUGACAGACUGCUGGAGUCCUGGCUGACGCUGGUCCAAGACGACAAGCAUUUCCAUAAAGGCUUUUUCACCCAACACGCAGUUCAAGUGUUCAAUUCCUAUAUCCAGUGCCACCUAGCAGCUCCCGAUGGCACAAGGAAUUUGACUGCCAACGGAGUGGCCUCUCGUGAGGAAGAAGAGAUAAGUGAACUUCAGGAGGAUGAUCGAGACCAGUUUUCAGAUCAACUAGCCAGUGUAGGAAUGCUAGGACGCAUUGCUGCAGAGCACUGUAUACCUCUCCUGACAAGUUUAUUAGAGGAAAGAGUAACGCGGCUCCACGGGCAGUUGCAGCGGCGGCAACAGCAGCUCCUCGCGCCACCUGCUUCGGGCUCUGUUGACAGCAAGGUGCUGGAUGAUCUGUAUGAAGAUAUCCACUGGCUUAUUUUAGUUACAGGCUACCUCUUAGCUGAUGAUACUCAGGGAGAGACUCCGCUAAUACCUCCAGAAAUAAUGGAAUAUUCCAUUAAGCAUUCAUCUGAAGUUGACAUUAAUACAACACUUCAAAUUUUGGGAUCUCCAGGAGAAAAGGCUUCUUCCAUCCCAGGGUACAACAGAACAGAUUCUGUGAUUAGGCUGUUGUCUGCUGUUCUCAGAGUUUCAGAAGUUGAGUCUCGGGCAAUAAGGGCAGAUCUCACGCACCUGCUAAGCCCUCAGAUGGGCAAAGAUAUUGUUUGGUUUCUAAAACGCUGGGCAAAGACUUAUCUCCUGGUGGAUGAGAAACUGUACGAUCAGAUAAGCGUGCCAUUCAGUACAGCCUUUGGAGCAGACACAGAGGGCUCUCAGUGGAUCGUUGGCUACCUCUUGCAGAAGGUCCUCAGCAACCUCUCGGUGUGCAGCAGUGAGCAGGACCUCGCAAAUGACACGGUGCAGCUGCUCGUCACCUUGGUGGAGAGGAGGGAGAGGGCAAACCUGGUGAUCCAGUGUGAGAGCUGGUGGAACCUAGCCAAGCAGUUUGCGAGCCGAAGCCCACCUCUGAACUUCUUGUCCAGCCCCGUGCAGAGGACGCUGAUGAAGGCGCUUGUCUUGGGGGGCUUCGCUCACAUGGACGCAGAGACCAAGCAGCAGUACUGGACAGAGGUUCUUCAGCCUCUUCAGCAGCGAUUCUUAAGAGUGAUAAACCAGGAAAACUUUCCGCAGAUGUGCCAGCAGGAGGAGGUGAAGCAGGAGAUCACUGCCACGCUGGAGGCCCUGUGUGGCAUUGCUGAGGCUACCCAGGUUGACAAUGUGGCCAUCCUUUUUAACUUUUUAAUGGACUUCCUUACCAAUUGCAUUGGAUUGAUGGAAGUUUACAAAAAUACCCCCGAGACUGUCAAUCUCAUUAUAGAAGUUUUUGUUGAAGUUGCACACAAGCAGAUAUGCUAUCUUGGAGAGUCCAAAGCCAUGAACCUGUAUGAGGCCUGCCUGACCCUGCUGCGCGUGUACUCCAAGAACAACGUGGGGCGGCAGAGGGCCGAUGUCACCGUGGAGGAGGAGGAGCAGUACCAAGACCUGCUCCUCAUCAUGGAGCUGCUCACUAACCUCCUGUCCAAGGAGUUCAUAGACUUCAGCGACACAGAUGAAGUGUUUAGGGGUCAGGAGCCCGGGCCAGCAGCAAACAGAUCUGUGUCGGCAGCCGAUGUUGUGUUAUAUGGAGUGAACCUGAUUCUGCCCUUGAUGUCACAGGACCUCUUGAAGUUUCCAACCCUUUGUAAUCAAUACUACAAAUUAAUCACAUUUAUCUGUGAGAUUUUUCCUGAAAAAAUACCACAGCUUCCUGAAGAUCUUUUUAAAAGUCUGAUGUACUCGUUGGAACUAGGAAUGACGUCAAUGAGUUCGGAGGUUUGCCAGCUGUGCCUGGAAGCUUUGACCCCGUUAGCUGAACAGUGUGCAAAAACACAGGAGACAGACUCGCCACUUUUCCUGGCAACACGGCACUUUCUCAAGCUGGUGUUUGAUAUGCUGGUUUUGCAAAAGCACAACACGGAGAUGACGACCGCGGCUGGCGAGGCGUUCUACACGCUGGUGUGCUUGCAUCAGGCGGAAUAUUCUGAACUGGUUGAAACAUUACUGUCAAGUCAGCAAGACCCAGUUAUUUACCAGAGAUUAGCAGACGCCUUCAACAAGCUCACUGCAAGCAGCACGCCCCCUGUGCUGGACCGGAAGCAGAAGAUGGCCUUCCUGAAGAGUUUAGAAGAGUUUAUGGCAAAUGUUGGUGGUCUCCUUUGUGUAAAAUAAACACCAGAGCUUUAUGCUGAA